Molecule: messenger RNA, 7632 nt
Organism: Zootoca vivipara (common lizard)
Lineage: Eukaryota; Metazoa; Chordata; Lepidosauria; Squamata; Lacertidae
Source: RefSeq, a predicted model, not a curated record
UCACUUCCAUACGCCAAGAGGAAGAGAAGGAACAUAGCACUGAGGAGAGUGAUGGGUUUUUUGUUUGCUAUUUGGAAGAGUUUGCUGUGGGAGAGAAAAUCCUACUACGCCAUGGGUAUUUUGUAAAGACAUGUUAUACUUCUCAAAGGCAAAUGAAGGAAAUGUGAAAUUAUAAGUUUGCGAUUGGCUGAUAAUACUCUCAGUUACGCAGCAGUACCUGUAAUGCAGCAGUACCUGUAAUGACCUGCUGUCUUCUUACUAAAAUUAUAACUUUGGAAGGAAGCAUAAGAAGAUGUUUGGUUACCAUAUAUGUUUUUGAGUACAACUAACUGAUUCUUGGCUCAGGAGAGAGCUAAAACGAUCUGCCAAUACCCAAGAGGCAAUGAAAUAAAACUUUCCCCUAAACUGACUUUCUACAUUUGCACAUUAAACAUCUGUGCAAAAACCAUGUGGGCAGCUAACACAAAAGGAAAUUUGUCUCAGAAGACUCUACAUACAGGUGAAAAAGAAACAAUUGUUUUACCUUCAAUUCAUAAGAAACGAUUGGAUAAAAUUGUGACUCCUUCCAGUAAUUUGCAUAGCCGAGGACACUCUAAAAGCCUCCAAGGAUUGUUCUUCUCCCCACAGAUGUCACAUUCACAGAAACAUGUGUGCAAGGAUAUUUGCUCAAAAUGGACUGGGAAACAAAAAUGUCAUUGGCAUGUACCAUACAUGAAAAUAACUGAAGAAACAGACAUGCAAGUGAGAAAACACUUAAAGCACUGCACGUCUUUCCAUUUUGCUAAAACCCAGAGACACACAUCAGAGGAUAAAAGUCAAUCACAUGUGAGAAACCCAGAGAUGUUUAUUCUAAGGCCGGAGGCAAACAUAAUAAAUCAGAUAAAAUGCCACUAUUCAAGUUUAAGUGUUUGUUCAAAUGAGUCACCGGAUGGGGAGAAAACCACUAAAUUGAUUGAAAAAGUUGUAAUUUCCAGACACAAGGAAACAGAAACCCAGAAAUCAAUGUGCUCCUCCAAAGAAAUCAAAUGGCUCCUCCAAAGGCAAACAAGUGAAGAAACCCACCAUUCAGAAAACACCAAGACAACUGAUGAAAAGAAAAUCAACAGAAGGAUAAUGGAUUUAUCGAGAAGUGUGCUAUUGGGUUCUCUAACUUUAUCAGAUGUAAAUAGUUCAGAAGAUAAAGCAGACAGAGCUGUUGUCUGUGGAUCCUCAUCAUCCAGUCUACCUCACCUGAAAAACCAGACUGAAACAGUAAACACCUGUAGUGUUCAUUUGCUUCAAGACCAGGGAAUAACUAAAGAAACCAGAUUCUAUCCGUGCAAGUCUUCAGAUGGCGAUACAAACACAGUUGCCAUUAGAGGACAAAUCAAUUCUCCGUGUUUAUCCAAAAGGAAAAUCUUCAUGAUCUAUAUCUGUGGAGGCUAUCAAGAUUCAGAAGUAGAACGAAAUGCAUUAAUGGAAAAGUCCUUUCCUUGGCUGUAUAAAUACUGUAAAGAGAGAGGCUACGACUUCCGGAUGGUGGACCUGAGGUGGGGGAUAAAAGAUGGCAUCACUAACAAUCACAACAUGGCUUCCCUACAUAUGAAGACAUUAAGGAAAUGCCAGCAGUUGGGAUUCCAAACCUUUGUCGUUUUUAUUGGGCAGAAGCAUGACGACCCCUCUCUCCCAGCAGUAAUAGCCGAGGAAGAUUUAGAGGCGAUCAAAGUCACAAUUGAACAAAUGAAGCUGGGUAACAAAAAGUCAAAGCAUAGUUUGGCUAGUGGUUUGAGGGAAGAAACUCUAGUAGAUAAAAGGAAUGAAAUCCAAGGCGAUAUUAAUCAAUAUGCCCUGAGCCCUAGUGUCUCAACGGAAGAACCUGAAGCUGAGACAAACAGCAAGAAGGAAUAUGAAAUGAUGAAUUCUAAUGGGCAGGAGUUUUCUAAUGCUUCUCUCCUCACCCAAAAGACUGUAGCUGAAUAUGAGAGAGAACUUCAACUUCUGGAUUGCUGGUACAGGUUGGAUGAAAACUACAUCCCUGCAGUUUACAGACUUCAACCUAUUUGCACAGUGUACCGAGAUAUCCUCAGCAAUGAUCCUACUCGCAGGCAACAAGCGAAGAACAAAUGGAUGGCGUCUUUUCAGAAACUGCAUAAGAUAUUUCAAGAAUAUGCUGCAGUUGCUCUUGGACAAGAAGCUGCCAUCACACUGCUCAGAACAGUUUUGCAGCAAGAAGUGGAUCAAGGAUUCCAGGUCCAGGGAAAGUGUGAGGAUCACUGUCACUGCUUCAAAAGAGACAUCACAGAUCUGCAGUCCAGCCUGUCAAGUCCCCAUGCACCAAAAUAUAUUGACGUUCACCCACUAAGAGCAGAGAUCAACAAAACAACGUAUGAAGCACAUCAGAAUUUUGUGAAAAGCAUUCACUCUAGGGUAAGUUGCUCAGAACAUCAUUGGUUGUGGGACAUAGGCAUACAAGAGGAACCAUCAAAGUGCAAGGGCACAUUCCAGCCAGGCAAAACACUUGGGGGUGGGGGGUGCAGUAGAACGAGUGAGUAUGGCCUGGGGAAAGUUCUUAAGGCCAAAUCAACCACCAACAGAUCCCAUGCUUACUACCUUGAGUGCCUUUGCAAUGACUUUCAGAAAAUUGUCAUCAAUCACUUCAACAGAACAAUCCAUUUGAAGGAUAUUCAAGAAAUGCGAAGAAAGAAAGCAUCUGAAACUCAUAAUGAUGACGAGAUUCUGGAACAUAUCCGGCACUGUCAGGCCUUGGUUAAAUGUCUAAUAGGAAGAGAAAUGUUUUUGUGCAAACUGAAGAAUCGUGUUGCAUCCUCGAACAGAAGGCUAGUUGUAAUUUGUGGAGAGGCUGGAUGUGGGAAAACUGCAGUCAUAGCAAAAGCCGCUUCCUUGGCUCCUAGCUGGAUAUCUGGGAACCUCAGAGUUGUAAUUCGAUUUAUUGGUGUUACUGGUGAAAGCAGAAAUAUCCGACUCACUCUCUUCAGUCUUUGCUACCAGAUAGCUUCUAUCUACAAAGUCUUGGUUAAUUUAUCCAAGGAUUUUGAAGGAUUGGUGGAAGAGUUUCUUUCUUUACUGGAGUCUGCCACACAAGACAAACCACUUCUAAUAUGUCUGGAUGGCAUAGAUGAAUUAUCAGAGGAAUAUGUCACAGAUUUUCCUUGGAUACCUCCUGAAUUACCAAAGAAUGUGUAUUUUAUUGUUUCCACGUGCACCGAAUCAAGUUUUUCAUGCUUAAAAAAACUGGAGAAAAUAACAGCGAAAGAUAAUAUUUUACAAAUACCUCCUUUGACAUUUGGAGAAAUCAGUGAGAUGAUCAGCUCCUGGCUAGAAAAGGAUUGCCGAAGACUUUCCCAGCAACAGCAUGAUCACCUAAUGGAAGCCUGCACAGCCUGCCCAGUACCACUUUAUGUAUACUGUGCCUAUAAGGAGUCCUGUUUAUGGACAUCUUUCAGCCCAGAGGCAGAGGUGUGUCUUCCUCAAAAUAUACCUGAUCUGUAUUCAUGGACACUGAGCAGAAUGGAAAAAUCUCACGGAGAACAAGUUGUAAAAAAGAUGGCAGCUUAUACCACACUUUCAAGAAAUGGCAUUACUCAGGAAGAGCUGCUCCACCUUAUGUCAACGGAUGAUGUGGUUCUUAAGGAAGUAGCUAAAUUCCAAAAAGUCUCAAUUUCAGCAUUCCCGCUAGUGCUGUGGUUGAAACUUUUGGAUGAUUUUGGAGACCACCUGAAAGAGCAAAUAACUGAUUGCACUUAUGUUUUUAAUUGGGCUCAUACAUCUCUGAGACGUGUCUGCAUGGACAGAUAUCUCAGAACACAGGAUUCCCAGGCAUCGCUGCAUGCCACCUUUGCAGAUUACUACCUGAGUAGAAUUCCACAUAAACUAAUUGAAAUGUCUACAUUUCAACCUUUGGUCUGGACUUUAGAAAAAGAAUCCAAUAUCAGUUACACCUUUAACAUCCGUAAGCUCCUUGGGACUCCUUAUCACCUCAUCAAAUCUAAGAAUAUUACUGCCUUAAUCAAAGAAUGUCUCUUUAAUUAUGAGUUUCUCUUAUACAAAGCCUGGGCUUCAUCAGUUAUCAGUAUUGAAGCGGAUCUAAGAGCAGCUAUCAAUGCAGACAGGACUAUACAUGACUUAACUUUAUUAAGUGAAGCGCUCAAGUUAUCCAAGAAAGUUUUACUACAAGACCCAUGUCAGAUGGCUUCACAGCUUAUAGGCCGCCUUCAUCGUAUUGUUGCGGCAGAUAAACCAGUGGCCCCAGGUGAUCCCAAAAAAUAUCCCUAUCUGCCAGCUCUUUUGUCCCAGUGUCAGAAAUCUUCUAUUCCUGUUCUUCUACCUUCAACAGCCUGCCUUAUAGAACCUGGUAGACUUCUCUGCGACCUUCUGAGAGGUCACUUGGACAGAAUUGUAGCAAUUGGAGAAACCCAGGAAGAAUUCACUGUUGCAACAGUCUCCAGUGAUGGCACUCUGAAAUUGUGGGAUUUGAGGGUCGGCAAAGCUGUCUUCACUCUGCAUGGAGUUGGGAAUAAUAUCAGUGCAAUUGUAGUGUGUCUGGAGAACAGACUGGUGGCUGUGUCUGACAAAAGCACUAUUAAAAUCUGGGAUCUUUCCCUGGAAAAAGUGGUAUAUGCAACUGGCGAGUUUGUUGGUACUCCAAUACUAACAUCUGCAAUGAAUGGACACCUCUUACUGGUGUUUUUUAAUGGCAGCCACAUGGUUAAGGUUUUUGAUCUUGCUCAUUCCUGCCAGUUGCUCCAUGAGGUAUACCUUUCUACAGAGGAAGAGCCUAUCCAGAAGACUAAUUCCAUUUUGGUAUCCAAAAAUUCAGUGAAAGAUUAUGUUCUCUGUGCCUUUAGGAGCGGAAGUGAAGCCAUGGUCUUUAGUGGCAAAAAGGGGAAAGUAGUUGCUAAGCUGAAAAGCCAAGAACCAGUGGCAGCUGCUGAGGAUGUAGCUGUAACUAAGGAAUACUUCCUAGUGAUCUUCAGGUGUCCCUUCAUGAAGCAGCGUGAGAUUGUCCAUAUAGAGCUCUACAACGUCCACACCUUUGCCUAUGCUCACAGUCUGAAGGGAUGCUGCAAUGAUUAUAUUCACAUUUUUGCUGUGAAUCAUUUGGGCUCUCACCUGCUGGCGUUCAGCCCCAUUCCAAACACCAAUACCACUGAAAUAGUGUCAUGGAACCUGGAAUCUGAAGACCACAAGCACUUGGCGAAGUUUCCUUCAGUCCCAGCUGGUGGUGUAUGCUCUGACCUUCGUUACUGUUUAACAUUCUGUGAUGGAGACAAUUAUCUUCAAUCUUGGAAUUUAGCUUCCAAGAUCAAUGACCAGUCAUUGACAGUCACUGCAAGUAAAGCCAAGAAAACAAAUGGUAUUCAUGAUAUUCUAACAAUGGAGAACUAUCCUAGGUAUGCCAUGUGCAGAAACACAAGCCCAGGGGUCAUAACAGUGUGGAACAUCAUGAAAUCAAAAUGUAAACAUAAUGCUGUGAGAGUGGAGAGGGGAUUGCUAGAGAAUACGGAUAUACCGGUAGUUCUGCUCAGAGACAUGAAACUUUAUGUCCUUACAGACAAAGGAAUGGCCUCUUUUGCAGAUCCUCCGAGACCCAUUUUCCAGACUCUUUUAGUUUAUGACCUUCUGAAAAAGAAGUACAUAAGGAAGCAGACUGGCCUUUACAUCAUUCCCUGCCCAAAUAACGAGUAUAAGAUCCUUGAAGGAGGCCUUCUACUUGGACUUUCAGAGAACAGAGACCAUUUUAUUACCUGGAACUUGGAAACUGGAUUUAUUAAGGAUCGAUUAAGGCCAGAAAACAAGGACAAAUUUUCCUUGCAAGCUGAAAAGCCUAACCAUUCCCUGUCCAGGGAAAACAUGAAAAGAUGCAAAGGAGUCUUGCCUAACAGAACAACAGUGUUACAGCUUCCAUGGGAAAGGCGAAAUGAAACAAUGACUGGAAAGAGACGGAGGAAGGAAAAGGCAGCAAAAAUGGAGACAGAACUGCUGCAGCAACUUGCUAAUGAAAAGAGCAAUGCCAUUGACCAGUUCCUCCUGAGUGGAGAUGAGAAGGUUGUUGUGUGUUCCUACUAUGCACAUCACCUGUCAGUGUUCAGCUUGGAAAGCAUGUCCCAUCUCCACACCCUUGAGAGCAGAGAAUCCAUGCUUUUCUUACACAAUGCUGCCUUGACCUAUAACGGCCAUUAUCUGGUGCUCUCCAAUUACAGUGAGAAGGAGAAAGUCAGCUAUGUAACACUAUGGAAUUUACCCAUGGGGAAGGUUAGGAAAAGACUAAUAAAUGAGCCAAAUGUCUGCUGUACAGCCAUUGCUGAUGAUGCUAGUAGGAUAAUUUUUGGAGUGAUGGUGGAAAACAGGAUAAAGAUCUGGGAUCUGUUUAAGCAUAGGCACAAGCUAAUUCAAGGUUACGAAGGUCUUCAUCUAACUGUGUACAGCAAACUACACAUAUUAGAUGGAGCAAAGGCUGUUCUCCUUGCAGGUGAAGUCAGUAUCUGGGAUUUGGAAAGUGGCACAGUUAUAUCAGUCUUUACACCAGACAGCAAAAUCUCCUGCAUGACAGUUGCGUUUGAUAGAAACACAGUUCUUUUAGGUUUGAGUGACAACCCUACUCUCAUUACUUUGAAAAUGCUGAGCACCAACACCGCUGCAAGUUCAACAGGAAAAGAUUUGUUUGGAGAGGAAUCCUCAAGCAGUGAAGAAGAACCUGAAGUUAUUUAAAAGCCAAAAUUUUAACCAAGUAAGAAGCUAGCAUUCACAAUUCAAUGGCUUUUUUUAAAGAGAGUAUAUUACAAGAUAUCCAUUGAUUCGGGAGAACUGGUACAAAAUACUUUUGCAUUUCUGUAAUGUUGGAUCGUCACCCAGAACAGACCCAGGGAAAUCAAUGAGCUUGUGUCGAUUUUAAUGGGUCUAGUCUAAGCGAGAUGAGUGCCGCACCCCAUAGUCGCCUUUGACUGGACUUAACAGUCCAGGGUCCUUUUUUACCUUACUCUGUAACUUAGUUGGUUUAUAAUCUUGCCCAAACAAAAAUACCUACUUUUAGUUUGCUAUUGGCAGAUGUUUCCUGGCCUUCUGCAUCAGUAAGAACUUAUAUUGAUUGCAUUGUCUAAGGAUCCAAACAGAGAUUAUCAGGGAUAAAACACCCAAGUCACUAGUUCCAUUUGUGUUGGGUUAUAUAGAGCUGCUUUAUUUAGCCUUGAGCUCCCAAUGUUGCUGGACCAAAACUCGCAUCAUCCCUGACCAUUGGCUAAGCUGGCUGAGGUUUGGUGAGAGUUGAAGCCCAACAAUAUCUGUGAUCUCAAGGCUGAUAUAGUAGAUAUUUUGUGCCCUAAAUGUCAGGAAAUGGAUGAAUAAUUUGAUUUUAACAGAAUACGUAGAAGGAAGCGGUCCCCUUUUUUAAGGAGCAGCAAAAAGUAAUUGGGAUACAUAUAUACUACACACAUGGUGAAGCUCAUGUGCUUGAUUAGGUUUCAUAAAGGUAGGAAAGGGUUAUCUAUCAACUUUAAGAAUUGUUAUGACAAUGAUAAUAGAUUUCAGCGAUUUUGUAAAAGAUAUAAUCAGAAUGUUUCAAUCGAAAUAUUGAUAUUCUAUUGUAAUAUUUACUGAUAAAUUAAAAUGAUAGCAAACAUUUGGAUGAUACUGGGU